AUGAAUGACAUAGGUGCUGCUUUAGCAAAAACGGUUGAGGUUGAAAACGAUGGGGGCAAUCAAUUUAAUGUGAGUGACAUGGGUGAUGAUUUGGGGGAUGAACCAAUAGAUAUGGGUGAUGAACCAACAGACAUGCGUGACUAUGAAGACCAACCAGCAGAUACAACUGAAAAAGUUAAUAAAGAUCUUACCGGACCUUUUCCUAGAGGGCCAUAUGAUCCUUCAAUUUUGAAGAGUUUUCAUUGUCACGUAGCAGCCAAAAUUUGGCAUAAUGAUGAACGUGGAAUACUUAAAUGCUUAAAUCAUGGUUUUAACGUUGGAGAAUGGUCAUUCAACUUGGAAGAUAAUGAGCAGUCCAAAUUUCAUGGUUUAAUUAUGGAUUCGGGGUUGAUUUCUUUAGUGAGUUGCUCCUAUAAAUUUGUAAACAAAGUUGUAGUUUCGGCCUUUGUAGAAAGAUGGCAGCCAGAGACAAACACGUUUCAUCUACCAUUUGGUGAGAUGUCACCAACCUUAGAUGAUGUUAGUGUAAUUGUAGGGAUUCCAGUGAUUGGUAAAUCAGUCUCUUGCGAGAAGUUAUCAAAUGUUGACGCUACAAAUCUGCUAGUUGAGGCUUUGGGAGUAACAAUAGAUGAGGCAAAUGUAGCGUUGAAGGUAGCACGGGGCCAGUCUAUCAAGGGUGCAGCCGCAUUGGCUUUUUUAUACAGGCAAUUGGGUACUGCCACAAGGUAUGCCGUAAAACAGAUGGCGGGAUACAUGAAAUUGCUAGAAGCUUGGAUUUACGAGCAUUUUGUUGGUGCUAGACCCCACCCCAAUUUGGACUAUAAAGAAGAUCAGUCUCAUGUCUUUCGUUGGAUUUCUCGCACCCAAUCUGGUUCGUCAACGUCUAUUUUACAAAGAUUACGAGAUGACCGCGACAGAUUAGAGGCCCAUGACGUUAUUUGGGAUCCAAACCAUGAUAAGCGUAUUGAGCAUCCUUUUUCUGAUGUUGCUUACUAUAGUGGAUGCUUAAAAUGUAUGCACAUUGUUGAACCAUACCAUCCAGAUAGGUUCAACAGUGACGAAAAUGAAGAUGAUAUUCGGUUUAAUAGUUCUGACUAUCUGCAUUAA
Camellia sinensis is the source of this 1107-nucleotide messenger RNA. NCBI's taxonomy places the organism in Eukaryota, Viridiplantae, Streptophyta, Magnoliopsida, Ericales, Theaceae. The record is from RefSeq and is a predicted model, not a curated record.